Messenger RNA from Argentina anserina (silverweed cinquefoil), 1058 nucleotides. Its product is annotated as protein SRC2. NCBI's taxonomy places the organism in Eukaryota, Viridiplantae, Streptophyta, Magnoliopsida, Rosales, Rosaceae. The transcript has a single exon. Gene Ontology annotation, biological process: defense response. The record is from RefSeq and is a predicted model, not a curated record. Bases 84 to 914 code for a protein of 276 amino acids.
UGAUCUUCUCAAAAAUCUCUCAAAUCCAAAGCUCUCUAUAAUCUUCAGCAAUAUCCCAUUUCGACUUCGAUAUCAAAUCUCUCAUGGAUUGCAGGCCGUUUGAGAUAACGCUUUUCGGCGCCAAUGACAUCAAGGACGUCAACACCUUCUCCAAGAUGGACGUAUACGCCGUCGUCUCCGUCGCCGGCGCCGCCGUCAAGAAGCAGAAGCUCCGCACCCCCGUCCACAAAGAUGGCGGCACCAACCCCAAAUGGAACCACACCCUCAAGUUCACCCUCGACGACGCCGCCCUCCUCUCCGACCGCCUCAAGAUCAAGAUCAAGCUCAUAUCCGACCGCACCGUCGGCGAUACCGUCAUCGGAAAAGCCGUGAUUCCGGCCAAGGAUCUCAUGCAAAGCGAAAAGGCGAAUCACGAGAAACCCGUGACCUACCCGAUCGUGACUCCCAAGGGGAGGACUAAGGGCAGCGUGAGUUUCGGCUACAAAUUCGGCGAGAAAUUCUCGGCGCCUAUACAGGCUCAGCCUCAGGUCCAGAAAAAGGCCCAUGAACCCGUCAUGGCGUACCCGGCGGGCCACGCCGGGUCGAGCUCGGUUUACCCGCCACCCGGGGUGACCCAGCCGGUUUAUCAUCCUUACCCGCCACAGCCGCAACCGGGUUAUGGGUACCCGCCGCAGCAGCAGCCGGGUUACGGGUACGGGCCGCCGCCGCAGGCCGGGUACGGGUACCCGCCGGUUGUGCAGCCGGGUUAUGGGUACGCGCAGAAGCCUAAGAGAGGAGGAGGGAACAUGGCGCUAGGGUUGGGAGCUGGGUUGUUGGGUGGUUUGUUGAUCGGAGAUAUGGUUUCCGAUGUGGGUGAGAUGGGGGCGUAUGAUGCUGGGUGUGAUGAUGGGUUUGGUGACGGGUUUGAUUUCUAGAACUGGGGGGAAGUUUUUAUUAGUUUGAUUGGUUUUUUAUGUUCUAGUAGAUUAGUUUUUGCUAUGAGUAUGUAAAUGGAAGAAAAGCGUUUGAGGGUUCUGUUAUUAUGGCUCUCAAUAAAUCAAUGGAGGUCUAAUUGUACC